This is a messenger RNA of Rhopilema esculentum, 3937 nucleotides long. NCBI's taxonomy places the organism in Eukaryota, Metazoa, Cnidaria, Scyphozoa, Rhizostomeae, Rhizostomatidae. The record is from RefSeq and is a predicted model, not a curated record.
GCCGCAUCCAAACCAGAGGAGGUGCGAAGCUAGGCGGCGCAUGCGCAUUUCGAUGUUUUUCCUGAAGAAGCUCAUGGCCGACAUUUGCGAAAUUUGCGGUACAAUUUCAAACGGCCUGGGGCACAAAUGAAUAUAUAUCCUAAUGGUGUAAAAUGAAUCAAGACAUGUGAAAAACACAGACACUCUAAAAAAGGGGAGAGAAUUUCCUUUGCUACGUUUAAAACCCAUUUCAGAAGCACUCAUCACAGCAGAUAAAGCAUGUCCAGCAAGCAAGACCCUCCACACCAGGCAGACUUAACAAAAAAUACUUAGAGAAAACAACUUAUAUAAUUAGAAAAAGCUGGUUGAACUCCUAUUAUACCUAUGCCUUGCAGUGAUACACUGUUUGAUGUAAUUGCUCACUGGCCUCAGACAGCAGAGAAGAAACAUGGAUGUUGUUGUCAUUGUGCUAAUGGAUAUUCCAAGAUAUAUUGCAGCAAGUGUCAAGUUUGCCUAUGUCUGAGAUGUUGGAGAAUUGCUUUGCUAACUAUUAUGCAAAUAAAACUUUUAUCAUGAAGCAUAUAUAUACUUCUUUUCAAAUAAUAUGUAAAGCACUUUAUUAUAAACAGAACAAAAUGCAACUAAUAAAAUAUGAAAGUUUUCAAUUUAUGUUAAUGUCACAAGUGUAGAUACAUGUAUUCCUACUGUUGAUUUUUGAUUGAUGGAAUGUCUUCCAGUGUUAAUGUGUAUGUAUCACAGUUAUCUUCCUAUAAAGAUUAGAAUCAAUAGAUUCAAAGUUUACUUAUAUUAAACCAUCGUUUUUUCACAGUAUGGAAUUGCUUUUGCUAGGACUGUGAAAAUUUUUUUGUGGACUUAUUUUGACAUACUUGAUAUGAAGAAAUUGCAAAAAUUUCAUAUGAUCACAUUUAGUUGAAAAUGUGAAAUAUUAUGAAAAGAUAUUUUUCAUUAAUUGAAAAGGCUGGAUCACAUCAAGAAUCUCAAUAUUGCAAAAGAAAAAUAUCACCUUUAUUCAGAAAACAUCAAUUUCAGGAAAGAAGUACUAGGUACUUCUGAUAAUCAUAUACCUUUUGGUGCCAUUAAGACCCAAUUUAGCAUAUUUUCAAUAAACCAAACCAUAAAAAAUAACAAGGAAAACAACAAUUGUCUGUAAACCUCUAUGUUUCUGAAUUGUUUUAUGGAAUUGUCAACGAUUUUCUACCAUAUUACACAAAUUUUGGUGUGCUUAUCUUGCAUCAAGGGAUUAAACUAAAGGUUAGUAAAAUGUCCCAUGUAUAAUGGUUUUGUAUCAUCGAGGAAGGGGAUUUAACAAAGUAACAUUGGUCAAUAAAGACUCUCACUUGGGGAACUUCCUUUAAAAUCUCUUUCUCAAUCCAGGUCCUUUAACUAUUUAAGUGAUCUUAACAGGUUUUGAGACAGAGUGAAAAGAAUUUUAAAUCUGAUCUUUUUAUGUUUGAAAAAACCUUAGUCAUAUGCAAAAAAACAUAGACAAACAUGAGGAAGAAAAAGUUCAAUAGAUAGGAAUUAUAAUUAUAAUAAAAUUGAUUUUGGCUUCUUGGUUAGUUUAGUUGUUUAUUUCUUUCACUGUAACUCUUUCUAAAAGAACAAUUUUAUAAACAUGAGCCUCAAAGCCAGUUAAAAGUUUUCAAAAUAAGAAAAGCCAGCCUUAACCUCAAUUUCCUGGCUCCUAUAAAACAGAAUGUAAGGCCUAAAUCAAUCAAGGUACAGGGGGUUAAAUCUUCAAGAAUAACAUAUGAAUUUGAUAUUUGUUGCUCAUUGAGCAAUUUUUGUAUCUUCUGUCAAAUUUGGGCUUCUGUGCUCUGCUGUACAUGUAUACAUAUAUACAGUUUGGCAAUGAGAUCUAAAAGCUAUAUAUAAUCAGUUCAGAGGUAAAUGAUAUAUUGUUUUUUAAGUUCUCUGUUUGUCAAACUCAUUAGUUUAGCGUUCUCUUCUAUCCGCGAGGUCCCAAGAAUUUGAAUUUGAAUUGGUGUAAAUGCCCUACGCUUGCAAUAAUCUUUGCUUCGAAGUUGAUCGCAAUGAUAAGCAGCAUCCAUACAGAUGUUAUAGCGACGGAUCCAGGGAACCUCUAUCCUUAAACCAUUGUUCUGACGCCUUUUUGGAUGUUAGGUUUUUCAAAUGAUCGGUAUUUCUUGAGAUAACAAGUAUCUUCUCUGCAUGAUUUCGUUUGUCGCUAAGCAGAGACAAGUUAACCAGUGCUCUGAAGAAUAUUCCUCGUUGCUACUACCAAAUAUUGUUGACAACCAUCCUAGUACAGAACCCUGUUUUUGGUGUUUGAACAAUUCAUGUUUUUGAUGCCUAGGCCAGAGAGGUCCGCACGCCAGCUGAGCAACAACGAUACUGCAAUGAACGGCUUUCUGAUGGCUACGAUGGAAUGCGCAUGCGCUACCUAGCUUCAUACCCCCCCUGCAUCCAAACAAAGGCGCAGUGGUCAUGAAGCUUUCAAGAUGGAGGCCCUAUGUUAGGCUAAGAAAAUAUCAUGUCAAUCUCUUCCUCGUUGGAUGUUUGUUGGUUACGAUUAUUUACAUUGAAUUGCGUAGUUAUAAAGACGUCAGCAAUGUUCAACACAACAUUGCAUCAAUCGAAACUUUAGAUAAUUACAUCAACGGCAUCGAAGAAGUUCGAGACCAUGCAACUUGGCCUAACCAAGCAGAGGUUACGCAACGGGAGAGUGAUCCGAGAAAUCCACAAAAUAUUCAAAGAAUAGAGAAGUCUUAUGACAAAGCGCUCCCCGUACUCGGAGGAAGUUUUAACAAAAACAAAGCCGCCAUUCACCGCCCUACGCAUUCUGUUUGCAAGGACGUGACAAAAGACAGGCCGAAUUGGACAAUCGUAUUCAAGAAGGGUACUCCUGAUUAUUGCUCAAAACAAAAGUAUUUUAAAUGGGUGAAACGAAUAGUUUUUGCGAACAAAACUGCUCUCUACCGAGGCUGUACAUCCUCAACACAUAAAUGUGGUUAUCUUCCAUAUUUUGAUAACAAAUUGAAAGCGAGGAUAAACGCGCCCCCCUGUUGUCGAAGACACGUGAUUGAAAUUUUCCGGAAUUUUGCGAAACGAAUGGAAGAGUAUAGUGGAAGAUACUUUUUAUUCGGAGGGGGGCUGAUUGGCUGGUACAGAAACAGAUCUGUUGUGCCUUACGACCAUGAUCUCGACAUACUUGUUGACCUAAAUUUCUGGCGUUCAAGCCGAUUUGAAAGCAUGCUGCGAAAGUUAAAAAGAGAACAUGGGUAUUUCAUAAAGAAAAAGAGCUGGAACAAAGUUAAAAUUUAUUACAGUAAGCUAAACCAUAAUUUUAUUGACUUAUGGCCGUUCAGAAGAAAGGGGAAGGACAAAAUAAGAAUUAACUCAUCACAAUGGAAAAUCCAUAAUUUUACACAUGUACUUCCUCUUAAAAAAUCCUCUUUUGAGGGUAUAAAAAUCUGGAUACCGCACGAUCCCGAGGCAAUGUUAACAGCAGAAUAUGGAAAAGGUUGGAGAAAUGAGCUAACUUGUAAGAAGCUUGGUAAAUUCGGAAACUGCCUAGAAUGAGUGGAAAACAAAAUCGUAUUGUUAUUGUUUCUGUGCAGUGGCGAUUUCUGACUUUGUAAAACACGAACACGAGGUACACGAAAUGUUUCUCUUGUAAUUAGGGGGAAACCCCAUUUAAUGACUUAUAAAGUCAUGUCCCUGUUUCGUUUAGAAUACAUUCAACCUUGCAAUGUAUAUUUUUUCAGAAACCAGUAAAUUAGUAAAACUAAAGUGAAAUAUAGAAAAUAGCAACAUUCAUGAAACGUGUGUAUAUGUCAUUGCUGAGCUAGAUCCACUUGUGGUAGGCGAAGCAGAAAUUCCAAUUGAAAUAGUUGGCCAGGCUAAACUGUUUCUAAAAAAGAGCACUUAAAAACGCAUUGAGGGAUGCGUCUUGAACAGCUUUAAUAAGGAAACU